AUGCCCUACUCACUGAAAGGAAGAAACGUUCUAGUCACCGCUGGCUCUAGAGGUCUUGGGGCCAUCAUCUGUAAGAAGUUCGCCGAAGAGGGGGCUAAUGUCGCAAUCAAUUAUUUCUCCAAUUCAGCAGCAGCUGAAGAAUUGGCCAACACUUUGACCAAGGAAUAUUCUACCAAGAUAUUCAUCGUCCAAGGGGAUGCCGAAAAACGAGAAGACAAUGUUCACAUCGUUCAAGAAACAGUAAAGAAUCUUGGCGGACUCGAUGUGAUUGUUGCAAAUGCCGGAUGGACAAAGCUGAGCAAAUUUGGCGAUCUCCAUGCCUUGAAUGAUGAUGAGUGGAACAAGUGCUGGGCAGUCAAUGUCAUGUCUCAUCUGCAACUCAUGCAAGAAGCCGCGCCAAUCUUUAAUGCGAAUUCCGAAGGAGGUGUCUAUCUGAUUACUUCUUCCAUCUCAGGAAUAAGCAACCGCGGUAGUAGCAUGGCCUACUCUGUUACGAAGGCUGCUGGACUGCAGCUCAUGAAGAACCUCGCAUUAACACAAGGGCCCAAGAUUCGAGUGAAUGCCAUUCUCCCUGGCCUUAUGCUUACUGAAUGGGGCCAGCGUUUUGGGCCAGAAAUGAUUGAAAAGAUCAAAAGUGCAUCUACGCUGAAGCGCGAGACUGAUCUUGAUGACACUGCCGACGUCUUCAUUUCCGCGGCUAAGAAUUCUUCCAUGACUGGCCAAGAGAUUGUUAUUGAUUCGGGCCUCACUAUGGGAACGUAUUGA
Messenger RNA from Trichoderma gamsii, 765 nucleotides. RefSeq lists its product as hypothetical. Lineage: Eukaryota; Fungi; Ascomycota; Sordariomycetes; Hypocreales; Hypocreaceae. The transcript is spliced from 8 exons. The coding region runs from base 1 to 765 and encodes 254 amino acids. The record is from RefSeq and is a predicted model, not a curated record. Gene Ontology annotation, molecular function: oxidoreductase activity.